AAACGUAGACCUACUUAUCAGAGACUUAUCUGACUGAGACAUCAUCAUGAGUGGCUGCCCUUUCUUAGGAAAUAAGACAGGUAAGCUGUACUUAGAAGACUGUGAGGAAGACAAAUCUCAGAAAGGUGUGAAUAAAGCCAGUAAAGGAGGCAUUAUCUAUGGCAGCUACCUUCACCUGGAAAAAAUACUGAAUGCUCAAGAACUACAAAGUGAAAAUAAAGGAAAUAAGAUCCAUGAUGAGCAUCUUUUUAUCAUUACCCAUCAAGCAUAUGAACUCUGGUUUAAACAAAUACUGUGGGAGUUGGAUUCUGUCCGUGAGAUUUUUCAAAAUGGCCAUGUGAGAGAUGAAAGGAACAUGCUUAAAGUUGUGACGCGGAUGCACCGAGUCUCAGUGAUCCUUAAAUUACUGGUAGAACAGUUUACUGUAUUGGAAACCAUGACAGCCUUGGACUUCUAUGAUUUUAGGGAUUACUUGUCUCCAGCAUCAGGAUUUCAGAGUCUGCAGUUUCGACUAUUAGAAAAUAAAAUAGGGGUUCUUCAAAGUCUGAGAGUCCCCUAUAACAGAAGACAUUACCGGGAUAACUUCAAAGGAGAAGAAAAUGAACUGCUCCUUAAGUCCGAGCAGGAACCAACGCUCCUACGGCUGGUGGAGGCAUGGUUGGAAAGAACACCGGGACUGGAACCGCAAGGAUUUAACUUCUGGGGGAAAUUUGAAAAAAAUACCAUCAAAGGUCUUGAAGAAGAAUUCAUAAUGCUUCGGACUGAAGAAGAAUCAGAGGAAAAAGAAGACCAACUGGCUGAACUUCAAAAACAGAAAGAAGUGCUACUGUCCUUGUUUGAUGAGAAACGUCACGAGCAUCUUCUGAGUAAAGGUGAAAGACGCCUAUCAUACAAAGCCUUGCAGGGUGCACUAAUGAUUUACUUUUACAGAGAAGAGCCAAGAUUCCAGGUUCCCUUCCAGCUGCUUACUUACCUUAUGGACAUAGAUACCCUCAUGACAAAAUGGAGAUAUAACCACGUGUGUAUGGUGCACCGAAUGAUUGGUAGCAAAGCAGGUACUGGAGGAUCGUCUGGCUACCAUUAUUUACGCUCAACGGUGAGUGACAGAUACAAGGUAUUUGUGGAUCUAUUUAACCUUUCCACAUAUCUAGUGCCAAGGCACUGGAUACCAAGGAUGAACCCGAUCAUUCAUAAAUUCCUUUACAUGGCUGAAUAUUGUGACAGUUCCUACUUCAGCAGUGAUGACUCUGAAUAAAACCAUCUUUGAAGUAUGUAUAUAAUGAACUUUUGGUUGUUCCAACCGAUUAAAAUCUGCAAGUAUCUUCAAAUGUUACAUUGUACGUGCGUGUGUGUGUGUAUAUGUGUAUAUUUGUGCAGAGCAAUGUUGCAUUAGAAACCCACCAAUAAAAAUUCCCAAAAUAACUUGGUUACCUCAAUUUAGUAAUGAUGUAUGGAUUUUUAAAAGAUUAUGUCAGUUAAAUUUGCACCUUGUACAUAGGAAAUUUUACCUGUAAAAUUAUUGCGUCUUAAUAGAUAUAUAAGUAUGCCAUUGUAUAAACCUUUUAUAAAGUUGUCAUUGUAUUGAAUCUUUUAAAUACCUUGCAAAGCACUUGACUUUGUCAUUAAAAUAUUAAAACAA
Messenger RNA from Ornithorhynchus anatinus (platypus), 1639 nucleotides. RefSeq names its product tryptophan 2,3-dioxygenase (gene TDO2). Gene Ontology annotation, molecular function: heme binding; L-tryptophan 2,3-dioxygenase activity; metal ion binding. The transcript has 12 exons. The record is from RefSeq and is a predicted model, not a curated record. The coding region runs from base 47 to 1255 and encodes 402 amino acids. Lineage: Eukaryota; Metazoa; Chordata; Mammalia; Monotremata; Ornithorhynchidae.